UACUCCGACCUCCAAAAAAUCUGUUCUUAUUAGGAACAUUGACUGUAUGCCUAUAAUAUUACUCAUUAAACUUUAUAACUUAUUUUCUAGUUUACAGUGUAUUCUCACGAUAAAACAGUUACAGAAUGUCUAGACCAAAAAAGAAAUUCGAAAGAAUUGAAUGCAAAUAAGAUUACUUGGAAAGAAGAGAUGAACGGCCUUGAAAACAUACGUACAACAGAAGCGAAUAUGGUUGAAGAAGAAAAGAAAAAGAAAGGAAGCAAAGAAAGAGAAAAAAUCUUCCUGUGUAGCUGAUUUAUCACAUGUGCAGCUUGUCCUUUUCUUUUUCUCUUUCCUUUUUUUCUGGAUAAAAAGCAAAAAUAUUUUGUGUUGUUGUACAUAUUACUCCUCGUUUUUUGCUUGCUUCGAAGAGAUACAGACAGAUAGAUACACUAUAUUAUUUUGUGUGUUUUAAAAGGUGGUAUUGAUUAUGUCGUCUUCUAAACGUAAAAGAGAUAGCAGCAACACUACUACUGCGGUAAGUGUAACUUAUCCAUUAACUGGAUAAUCUGAUGAUAAUACUCAGUUUUUGAUCCCUUUUGAUAUGAUUUCGUUCGAUUUAAAAUAAUAAAACAAAUAUACAACCGGAACAACAAUUUAAAUUAUGAGUGUACGUCUGUUAUGGAUGUGUCAGUGUUUUGAAUAAAAUUUAAAUUUCUAAUUUUUGAAUUAGUUUCUCUCUCUUUAGUCUAAUACAAAGUCUGACUCAUCAUCAUCUAAGAAAAAACCAACAACAACAAAGUCCUCAUCUUCUGCUCUCUCUUCUGAACAGUUUCUAUCUAAUGGAAAAUCUUUAUACUUGACAAUAACUGAUGAAAGUGGAAAUGUUCUCUUGGAUAAACAAGAAUGUAAAGCAAAACAAUUUUCAACUGGUAGUCUUGGAUGGUCCUUGAAUGGAAAAAAGUUUACGACAACACUUAGUGAGAAAGAAGCAAAAACUCAAGUGAAUUGUAACUUGAUUAUUGAUAACAGCAAACCAACAACAGCUACGAAGUCAACGUCAAAGGCUAAGAUUGCUGCUCCUGACGACGAUGAAGAGAGUGACUAG
Molecule: messenger RNA, 1087 nt
Organism: Rotaria sp. Silwood1
Lineage: Eukaryota; Metazoa; Rotifera; Eurotatoria; Philodinida; Philodinidae
Source: the annotation of a GenBank genome assembly